AUAAGCAAUUACCGUAUUUUUCGCUCCAGAAGAUGCAUCUGACCAUAAGACGCACCUACGUUUUAGAGGCGGAAAACAAGAAAUAAAAUAUUCUGAACCAAUGGACUGCAGACACAGUACAGGAAAUGACCAGAGACUGCAGACACAGUACAGGAGAUGACCAGAGACUGCGGACACAGUACAGGAGAUGUCCAGAGACUGCGGACACAGUACAGGAGAUGACCAGAGACUGCGGACACAGUACAGGAGAUGACCAGAGACUGCGGACACAGUACAGGAGAUGACCAGAGACUGCGG
Molecule: messenger RNA, 297 nt
Organism: Staurois parvus
Lineage: Eukaryota; Metazoa; Chordata; Amphibia; Anura; Ranidae
Source: the annotation of a GenBank genome assembly